GUCAAGAGGUUAGGGUUUUUCUUUCAGUCGAUUUGUGCUGAAGCAUCAAGACGGAACAACGAACACGAACAGUUGUACUGUACAUUAACUAUCAGCACAGAUGUUGAGUGGAGCGUGGAAAUCUUCCACAAAGAUGACGUCACGGAUAACGGUAAUCGUUUUCCUGUUACUCCUGAAGAUUGGUUUCCUGACGAAUGCGCAAGGGGUCCCUGGUUUAACGGCUCACUUCCCAAAUGAAACCGCGCUUAAUGUGAGUUGGAAUGCACCCUCUGACAAUGAAAAGGUCGCCAGCUAUGAGGUCAUUAUUUUAGAAGGAAAUACUGAACUGAAAAAUAUAACUGUGGACAAUAGCACACGUUCCGUGAUUAUCCCCUCUCUGGAUUACUGUAAAACGUACACUGUGAAGGCGGUUGGAACCGUGAGGAACGGGUCGGUGAUAACAACUCCAGCACCAGGGGAAUAUGCUACUUAUCAGUAUAUCACUCCCUGCGCCCCACCUGUAAUAGCGCCCGCGACGCAGAAGAUCUAUGUGCACCAUGGCAAUCCAGUUAAUUUAACAUGCAACUACUCAGGGUUCCCAACACCGUCUCUAUAUUGGAGAGUGAAUGGCCCCGGUGCGAAUAAAAAUGUCAGGCAGGGAACUCCAGUGAUUUUACUCGACCCCAAUGAUCUUAAACCUUCAACAAUUCAAACGCUGACAGUAAAAAACGGAAACAUGCACAUCUCAAGUGUCGAGGAUUUGGACAAACAGCGAAAUUAUACGUGCGUGGUUCAAAACCGUCUGGGAACAGCUUCAGGCGAUGUUAGCUUAAUUUUGGUCGGAGUUUAUGAGACGGUAAAAAUGAAAAUUGAAGUGGAAUGGACCCCAGAACUCCAAACGCACCACCAAAAUAACGACUGCACCAGCUUCCUUUCUCAGCAGUUUAAUUCGGAGGUGGCAAACUUCUCCUCAAAGCUACAGGAUAAGAGAGUGUUUCUUACCCGGACAGUUCUAAGUGUAGGUGUUGAUAUCUCUAUGGAACUUGAUUUCAUAGCGACGACGACAGAAGGAGAUCCGUCUGAUGAAAUAGUAAAAGGAAUCCUGAAUAUGAAAGAUUCAGGAUAUUUUGGUGUGCUACCUAUUAAAAGCGUCACCAUUUUGGGUUUACCACCUCCUCCCCCGACAAACUUGAAACUUGAUGAUAUCCAAGCUAAAGAAGCCACUGUCACGUGGCAGCCACCACACCACGCUGAAGUUUACGAAGUCAGUGAGUUCACUGUGCAGAUGAAAAAGGUUCUGGGUGGAACCGCUGGUUAUGUCACCGAAAUGACUGUGGGCGCUGACGUCACCAAAGCACCACUGAUUAAUCUCGAACCUGAUACCGAAUACCUAGUACGAGUCAGGGCUCAUAGGAAGAAUGAUGGAGGACUGGGAGAGUCGAAGCCGUUGGAAAUGUUGACCUUGAAAGGUGCUUGGCUACAACUAAGGCAGGGGAGAAGAACUUACGGUCCCCCAACUAGUGACAUAAACCUUUACGAGUUUAAUGCUCAACAACUCCAUUCAGCCCGACCGCCAGAGGACUUUCAUCGAAAUUGGCCCGAAAUCCCACGGGAAUACCUCAAAAUCGGAGAUGAGCUUGGCUCUGGGGCUUUUGGUGUCGUUAAGAAAGGAUUCCUAAAUCGAAACAAUAAAGUCAUUGAAUGCGCUGUAAAGAUGUUGAAAAAACAUGGUACUGAAUUAGAGUUACGAGAUUUGUUUAACGAGCUGAACAUUAUGGCUUCUGUCGGAAAUCAUCCGAAUGUGGUCAGCUUGAUUGGAGCAUGCUCGGACGAUGGUCCUUUGUGGGUCGUGGUUAAAUUUGCUGAAAACGGCUGCUUGCUGGAUUACCUUCGGAAGCAUAGAGAAGAGAACUACAAAAACUCUGAUUACGUCAACGUAGAAAAAAAGGAUAGUGAGCAGGUGGAGUCCAAGGAAAUAACCGAUCUUGAGAAAAUUCGCUUCGCGCACGGCAUUGCAAAGGGAAUGAAUCACUUGGCAACAAUGAAGUGUGUACAUCGGGACCUUGCUUGCAGAAACGUACUUUUAGGGAAAAACCGCAUUCCAAUGGUGGCUGACUUCGGACUCGCUCGUGAUAUCUACGAAAGUGGGGCGUACGAAACUACAAGCGGGGGUAAACUCCCGGUCCGUUGGAUGGCUUUGGAAUCACUGCAGGAAUACUCCUUUACUUCCGAAAGUGACGUAUGGGCGUACGGCGUUACUUUGUGGGAGGUAGAAACUGGUGCCAAUGUCCCGUAUGCUGGUCUGGGUGGACUGGAAAUUGUUGACGCCUUAAGGAGGGGUGAACGGUUGCCAAGACCUGAGGGAUGCACUGACAAAAUGUUUGAAAUCAUGAUAGGUUGCUGGCACGCUGACCCAAAGAAAAGGCCAACUUUCGAAGAUAUUGUAAAGCUCACCGAAAGUUUCUUACUGGAGGACUCUGACUACUUGGAGCUAGGAGACGAAACAGCAGAGGAAGGAGAAGAAGGAGAGGAUACUCCGUAUGACGAGGUCCGCUUCAGUCGAAUACCAGAACAGUUUUUGUCCGAUUAUGAAAUAGAAACAGAGGAUUCACGACCAGUCCUUAAGCCCGCGAGUCCAGCCCAGCCUGACGGACAGCUUGCUGAGCAUGAUGGUCAGGAAAAAAAGGAUGAAGGAGAAGGGGAUAAUAAUACACAUUUUUAAUCUAAUCAUGUAACUUGGUCUCCAGCUAUCACUUUGGGGUGCACGUGGUUAACCACCCAACUUCCUGGACUCAUUAUCACGUUAGUUCCUCACGCAGUAGGAAUACAUUAUCCAGUAAGCAGUUUGCAAGAAUUGAAAAACUAGUCCGCUCAGUACUAGAUGAAACUUGAUAAAAUACGUUAUUCUCCUAACAGAUCUCUUAAGGAAGUCUGUAACAACUAGGAGAGAGAACUAACGACUAGAUCGAGGAAGGUUAAGGCUAAGAGAUAUCGUCAUAUGACCAGCAAGGCCCAUAUGCGCUUCAUGUGAAAACAUAAUACAAAAAUCCCCGUAUUAGGGUCGAAGGUGAUGGCGCAAGCAAGGCCUGGGAGAGGCUGCAGAUCUUGCGUUUGGCUCAGCGAGAUGCAAGUUUUAAGAGUACACAUCAAGGGGAAGAUACAGAGGUUAUAUGAUAAAAUGCUUAUUAACUGAGUUAGGUUGGGCCCGAGCGGAAAAAUUUUUCUUUUUCGAAGACACGAUUUGUUGUUUUGAAAAUAUGGGCUCAUAUAAUGACCUCCUCUCACGCUCUUGUAACAUCGGAUGCUGUCAUCGACAAUACUCCAUUUUGAGGAUUACUCUCACACGGACGAUCAAACCAUUGCUAUUAACGAGAGAGAAAUUAACAGAUCACGAUCGAUGUUCGCGAAAUUUUGGUAAAAUAUUCUUUGGCCUUGUCAAUUUUAUGAUGCUGCACAAUUAGUUUGUAAAAAAAGUGGUUACAAUACUAUUACUUUGCAAUAAUCCUAUUAUUUCUACAACGGAUUCUCAAUCUCCCCUUUUGAGAAUGAAUUAAAACUUUUAUUAACUCCA
This is a messenger RNA of Stylophora pistillata, 3550 nucleotides long. RefSeq lists its product as uncharacterized. NCBI's taxonomy places the organism in Eukaryota, Metazoa, Cnidaria, Anthozoa, Scleractinia, Pocilloporidae. Gene Ontology annotation, biological process: protein phosphorylation; multicellular organism development; positive regulation of kinase activity. The record is from RefSeq and is a predicted model, not a curated record. Gene Ontology annotation, molecular function: transmembrane receptor protein tyrosine kinase activity; ATP binding; protein binding. Gene Ontology annotation, cellular component: plasma membrane; signaling receptor complex.